ACACUGUAGCCUAUGCCCAGACAACCAAUGGUUUAAAAAAAAAAGAAGAAAAAAACACGCCUCCGCCAAUGAGUCAAGCUCAGAACGGAGGUAAGAUUAUCAGGGAUUCUCAGUUGCAGCGGACCUGCGUGUCCACAGGGAAUCGACCGCAAUGGGCAGCAGCGACUCAAAACUCAAUUUCAGGAAGGCAGUGAUUCAGCUUACGACCAAAACACAGCCCGUGGAAGCCACAGAUGAUGCCUUCUGGGACCAGUUCUGGGCUGACUCCACCACCACAAUCCAGGAUGUUUUUGCCCUGGUGCCAGCUGCUGAGAUAAGAGCUGUACGAGAGGAGUCCCCAUCAAAUUUAGCAACCCUGUGCUAUAAGGCUGUGGAGAAACUGGUACAGGGGGCAGAGUCUGGUUGUCCAUCUGAAAGGGAGAAGCAGGUCAUCCUGAACAGUACUCAGAUCCUGACCCGCAUUCUUCCAUACAUCUUUGAGGACCAAGACUGGAGGGGAUUUUUCUGGUCAACAGUGCCUGGUGCUGGUCAUGCUGGGACCGAUGAGUUGGAUGAAGAUGAUGGUGCUCGACCACUCGCUGAGUCACUGCUCCUGGCUAUUGCUGACCUUCUCUUCUGCCCAGACUUCACUGUGAACAGCCACAAGAGAGGCCCUGACUCAGUCGAGAGCAUGCAGUCUUUAGAUAGCUGUGAGUACAUCUGGGAGUCAGGAGUAGGGUUUGCUCAGUCUCCUCCUCUCAACUACAUCCAUGAUCUGAAUAGGACAGAGUUGCUGAGAUUGUUACUCACCUGCUUCUCGGAGGCCAUGUACUUGCCACCUUCAUCAGACAACCAUGUCCUUAAUCCUUGGGUGACAUUCUUCUGCUCUACAGAAAAUAGACAUGCACUGCCUCUGUUCACGUCUCUGCUCAAUGUGGUGUGUGCUUAUGAUCCGGUGGGAUAUGGCAUCCCAUACAACCACCUGCUUUUCUCCGACUACCGGGAGCAGCUGGUGGAGCAGGCAGUGCAGAUCCUCAUUGUAACGCUGGAGCAUGAUGGUGGGAAUCCCCACCCUCCUGCCUCACAAUCCAGCAUAGAGGAACAAGAGUCUACAGGUCCAGAAAAUCUAUUUGUGAAUUAUUUGUCAAGGAUUCACAGAGAAGAGGACUUCGACUUUGUGCUGAAGGGCCUUGCUCGUCUCCUGACCAAUCCUCUGACUCAGACCUACUUGCCUAACUCCACAAAAAAGAUCCAUUUCCACCAGGAGCUGCUGGUGCUUUUUUGGAAGCUGUGCGACUUCAAUAAGAAGUUCCUAUUUUUUGUCCUGAAGAGCAGUGAUGUGCUGGAUAUUCUAGUCCCUAUACUGUUUUAUCUGAACGAUGCCAGAGCCGACCAGUCACGUGUUGGACUCAUGCACAUUGGUGUGUUCAUUUUACUACUGCUGAGUGGAGAGAGAAACUUUGGCGUGCGCUUGAAUAAGCCAUAUUCCCUCCAUGUGCCAAUGGACAUCCCGGUCUUCACGGGGACCCACGCUGACCUGCUCAUAGUGGUUUUCCACAAGAUAAUCACGACGGGCCAUCAGCGUCUCCAGCCUCUCUUUGACUGCUUACUCACCAUUGUUGUGAAUGUUUCCCCAUAUCUGAAGAGCUUAUCUAUGGUCUCCGCCAAUAAACUGCUCCACCUGCUGGAAGCCUUUUCCACCAACUGGUUCUUGUUCUCCGCUGCACAGAACCAUCACCUUGUUUUUUUCCUCCUCGAGGCUUUCAACAACAUAAUUCAGUAUCAGUUUGAUGGAAACUGCAGUCUGGUGUAUGCCAUCAUCCGCAAGAGAAAUGUGUUCCACCAGCUGGCCAACUUGCCCUCUGACCCUUCUUCAAUCCAAAAGGCUUUGCAGAGGAAGAAGAAGACGCCCGAUGUAAUUUCUCGCACGAGUUCCCAAGAGACUGUAUCCAUGGAGGGCUCACACCCGGCUGUGCCAGCAGAGCCUGGCACGCUGAAGACCAGCCUCGUCGCUAUACCAGGCAUUGAUAAACUGACAGAGAAGUCCCAGGUAUCAGAGGAUGGCACAAUGGUGUCAGUCCCAAUAAAGGACUCCCCACACACAGUCCAUUCAGAGCAAAACGCAGCUGCUGGGACCAGUGACACCGAGUCAAACUCAGGCAGAGACAAUGAAGAUGUUUUCUACACGGAAGCAGAGAUGGAGAGAAGGCGUCUGUCAAGUGCAUCUUCAGCGUCUUUAUGGGCUCCCACGCCAGACUGGGUCCUCUCUUGGAAGUGCAAGUUACCCUUACAGACAAUCAUGCGUCUUCUACAAGUGCUCGUUCCCCAGGUGGAGAAGAUUUGCAUCGACAAGGGUCUGACAGAUGAAUCGGAGAUUCUGAAGUUUCUGCAGCAUGGCACAUUAGUGGGUUUGCUGCCAGUUCCUCAUCCCAUCCUCAUUAGAAAGUAUCAGGCCAACGCUGGCACUGCCAUGUGGUUUCGUACCUACAUGUGGGGUGUUGUUUACUUGCGCAAUGUGGAUCCUCCCAUCUGGUAUGACACUGAUGUCCGCCUUUUUGAGAUUCAGAGGAUGUAGAAAGAAAGCUUUUUUGACUCAAAAACAGACUGUGCUGACUCCAGGGUCCCUCCUCCCUUCAGUAUCUGCUGGUUUCCUGGUAAACUUCACUGUGUAAAACUUCCUCAUAAUCAUAAUGCCUGAACCUUUCACUAUCAAUGAAGGAAGAUUUGAUGUGUAAAGAAAAUUGUUCGUAUAUUUCUCUUAACUUCAAGACCACAGAAUGUCUGUCCAAACAUUACUGUUGUGUUUCCUGAAGGCCGAGCAUUUUCUCUUUACAUCUUAGAGGAGGAAACAUUUAACUAUCAGCAGAUUUCUAAUAGAGGACAUGUAACCUCUUUUGGAUGGCAAAGUAUCGAUGUUUCAUAUUUAUUUAUUGUUCUUGCUAUGCUUUAAAGUGAGCUUGCACCAUUGUAGGUCGUCUGUUACGGUUGUUGUUUAUGUGAUGUUUGGAGACAAUGAUACAGAUUAUAUGUUUUUAUGUAAAAGACCAGGGUUUAUUUUUGAUCUUGGUGGCAAUGCUCACAGUGCUUACUACAUAAAAUAUUAUUUUCCUGAAACUGUCCUUAAAAUAUAGAUUAUUAUUAAUGUGUCAGUUCUGUUUUGAUUGUAUUAUUGAACAGUGAACUUCAGCCGAAAAUCUUGAAAAUGUUUGAAUGGAUCCUGGCAAAAAUGAGCAUUAUAUAUUGGAAAUCUUGAAAUCUCAAAUUAAAAUUCUCAAAUGAGCGCUUUUGAAAGCAGCACUUUCCAAUAUUGGCCACUAGAUGGCACCAUUUUCCCAUUCAGAGCUCAACUUGUCAGGUACUCUUGCAUUACAUAAACUACAACUCAUUAAUUUAUUUUUCAAGAUAAGUCACUAAAUAUUUUGAUAACCAAUUAGAUUCAAUAUAGAAUGCUGGCAGCAUAUCAAACGUGGCCCUCAUGUGAACAAACAUAUGCUACCUAUUUGAAUUUAAACCUGUACAGCAAAGCAACCACUGAGCAUGCAUAAUGAGAUGUUCUUUAAAGUACUCACAGUAGAAAUAACCAUCCAAGUCAUUGUAACACAAUCACAACCAUUAAUUCCAGGAAAUCACAUUUAAAAAAAUGUGGAAACCA
Messenger RNA from Menidia menidia (Atlantic silverside), 3631 nucleotides. NCBI's taxonomy places the organism in Eukaryota, Metazoa, Chordata, Actinopteri, Atheriniformes, Atherinopsidae. The record is from the annotation of a GenBank genome assembly.